UUGGAGGCUUCGCUGAUCUGGAAGAGAAAGGCAAGCAGACUGUUCUUAUUUGUGAACAGGGUUCUGGGUAGAACCACAGAUACAAUGCUAAUCAUUGCAUAAUCCAGAGAGGCUACAUGAGGAUAAGGGAAACCAUUCCUUCCAGCCAUUGUUACAAGGCAGCCAGUAUGGUGUCAUGAUUGGGCUGGGAUUAAAGUGACCUGAGAUCAAACCUCUCUUUGGCCAUGAACCUCAAUGGGUGACUGUGGGUCAGUCACAACCUCUCGCCGUCACCUCCUCACAAGGUCAUUGUGAGGGUCAGCUGGAGAGGACGGAGAGCCAUGCAUGAAGUCUGUAGAAGAAAGGCGAGAAAUGAGUAUCACAAAUAAUAAUAAUUGUGGUAGGAUCUGAUAUUGCACAAAGCAGUUCCCACAUAGCCAACCGGGUCCAAGCAUCUCAGUGGCUGCUACACCUCAGCAGCAGCUGUCUACCAGUGGGCAGUCCUGAGACAUUGGUUUGGUGCUUAUCAUUGCACUCCAAUCUUACAAAGACAUAUAAAGUGAGCUCCACUGAUGUUGAGUAUCUCCAUCAAAUAUAAUAAAAAAGGGGAAAAAUUUAGUUCAUCAUGAGCUUUUACAGCUACAGUCCACUUCCUCAGAUGUGAAGCAUCACAGGCCACAGCUUCAUAAACACAGGGUAUAUGCUGGUGGCACAGGAAGUGUGAGAUGAGGGGAAAAAAGGUGUGUCGCCACCAUCACAAUGGCCCUAGCCACACCAGUAAUGACCAGGCACAACCCAUUGGCUAUAUAAUCCCUACUUUAAAGUGACACAAUUCUUAUGUGCUGAAACAGACUUAACACAGCUACCGCUCUGAAAAGGGAUCUUGAGGGAAAUUACUUUGGGGAGGAAAAAAAAAGAUUUAAUUCGAUAAUAAUUCUGCCCUGCUGAAAUUAUCUGAAUUUUACAGAUGGAGGGUCAAGUCUUCCUUGAACCAUGACUUACUAAGCCACCUUGGACCUGACCUACCUCUUAAGAAGAAACAGGGAGGGUGAACACCUGGUACACCACCUUUAGGUCACAGAGGUAAAUAGGGAUAGAAAUGUAACCGAUAAAUAACUCAGUGUAAAGCGCUGUUCGUUUUUGCUAGCUCCUACAUACAAACACCGUUUACCUUGGGGGGGGGAGUGCACGCUUACAGACAGAGCUAUUCCUCCUCCCCCCUCUCCCUAAUCCGGCACCCUUCACAUGUCCUUUCUGUCUGUGAGCAAGCCAGCCAGACCCGAUUCUCGCUCGCUCGCUCUCGCUUGCUCUGCAGACUUUUGGAUUUGGGAUCCAGAUCUCAGGAUUUUGCCUGAUACGCUUGCACAGUCUUGACACGGCCACCUCCGGUCCUUGUUUCCUGCGCCCGCUUCCGCCUUUUUCUCCUGCCUUCCAUUCAACAGUGGAAGCCACGGACGACUCCGCCGCGAGGGCGCUCAGGAACCUUUGCUUUGCCUUCCUGGUUUGAAGGACUGAAGAGGAAGAUGCUCUGGACCAUUUCUAUUCUAGCCUUUAUUGUGUGAUUGGAAUUCCACUCUUCAUUCAACCAAAUUCCAAGAACUUUAAAGACAAGCAAGUGCAAACCUCAGGUCCUAGAGAGGAAGAAAAGGGGAAGAAGAAGAAAAAAAAUUGAAUAUUUUUCUUCCUUGUGCCUUUCAACAACCUGCUUUAUUCUUAUAGAAUUGAUCUGAAGACAACUUCCUUCAUGACAAAGGCAUUUAUGGAGUGAAGGUUUAUCAACACUACACAAAGAUGUGGGCUACAAUUGCUAAAUACUUGUUAUGGACUAAAGUCCAUAAAGACUUGUUGCAGACUAAAGUCCAUAAAGACUAUAAAGUCCGAACUUGGCUGCAAGUGCAGAAGGGCAACCACAAUUACCGAAGGCAUUUCUCUCUGAGCAGGAGGUCUUGGCAACAGGCAUCUGGGAUAGUGCAGCCAGUUCAGGCCCUCACCAUGAGUGCAGCCAUCCAGAAAGUGGAAACUCUGGAAGCAAAUCAGUUUGUCUGUGUUCACUGGGAAGAUGGGGCUGAGAGCCUAUACCCUUCUGUUUGGCUACGGGACAACUGCCAGUGCCCUGCCUGUUUCUUACAUUCUGCCCAAGCACGCAAACUGCCUCUUGAAGAUCUCGAUGUCAAUGUCACAGCAAAGGAUGUUGGCUUAACAGAAACUAAAAAGGUAUACAUUAUUUGGCCAGAUGACCACUCCAGUGAAUUUGAACCUGCUUGGUUAAAAAAGAGAUGUUUUUCUGAGCAUGCAAGAGCAAAAGUGCAAGAAAAAUUAUUUUUGUCAGAAUGUCAGUACUGGGGUUCUGAUCUUCAGCUCCCAACUAUGACCUUUGAAGAGGUGUUGCAUAGUGAUGAAAGUGCAUACAAGUGGCUGGUCACCCUUAAAAAGGUGGGGAUUGUGCUAUUGACAGGAGCUGCCAGUACACAGGGAGAGCUGCUUAAACUUGGGCAACGGCUUGGAUUCCUUCGCCUGACAUUCUAUGGGCCCACUUGGCAAGUACAGGACAAAGUGGAUGCUAACAAUGUGGCCUACACAACCGAGAAGCUAAGUUUCCACACCGAUUAUCCAGUUCUGCAGUUUCCGCCUGGGAUUCAGUUACUGCACUGCAUAAAGCAAACUCCUACCGGAGGAGAAAGCGAGGUUGUGGAUGGAUUUUAUGUAGCAAAUAAGCUUAAGGAACAAAACCCUCAAGCCUUCCAAAUUCUGACCUCCACAUAUGUGGACUUCACAGACAUUGGGGUUGAUUACUGUGAUUUCUUCAUGCAGUCCAAACAAAGAAUUAUAGAUGUAGAUGAAAAAGGCCAAGUGGUUCGUAUCAACUUGAAUAAUGCAACAAGGGAUACAAUAUUUGACAUACCAGCUGAAAAUGUAAAGCCAUUUUAUGCUGCUCUCAAGGAUUAUGUUGACCUCUUAAACAGUCUGGAUAAUAAAUAUACCUACAAAAUGAAACCAGGUGAUGUAGUUGUAUUUGACAAUUGGCGUUUGCUUCAUGGCCGGCAGAGUUAUCAGGCAGGAACAGAAGUGUCCCGUCACCUUGAAGGAGCCUACGCUGAUUGGGAUGUGGUGAUGUCAAGGCUUCGUAUCCUACAGAAGAACAUUCUUAGCAGAAAGUAGUUUUGAAUAUUGGACUAGAAGGGGAUCUCAGCAGGGUUUGCCUAGCCUUUCCACAAAACCAAAUAGAUGUGAUGAUGUUUCCAGUGACUUCAGGGAACUCCUGGCUUCCAUAGCUCAGUACGUCCAGAGUGGACUAUGUCUAGAUGGGCUGCAUAUAAAUGCAAUAAAUAAAUGAAUAAAUAAAUAGCUCCAUCUGUCCUGUUGAAGCUCCAUUUAACCUGGGAUUAGCUUGGAUUGCUAACCUGACUGCAUGUAGACAGUCUCUUCUGUGGACUAAAAACUGGGCAGCCCCCUGGUUUUUCAGAGAAAUUUUGAGCAACAAACCAAUAAAGAAAAUGGAGGUUGUGGAAAUGGUGGGGUGGGGAAAAGAUUCACAAUAAGACUUAGACUGCAUUUGAAAUCCAGUGCUUUGGCAAAUGAUGGUGCCAAAUAAAAUCUUAGUGGAACCAGAUUUUUUCUGCUAUAUGCAAGAUUUCUUUGGGGGAAAAAAAACUUUUGUGAAAUUUUCAUAAGAUGCCAAAAUAUGGGGUGGGGAGGCAGAAAAACUCCUGUAAUCUUGGUCAGCAAGAUGAAACCUUUUUGAACAAGGGAAAAAUAUACAAAUAUUUACAAGAACAAAAUAUGCACAUCCUUUCUUCUGAGUAGUCCUGCAGAGGAUGAAAUCUGCAUCUUCUAAGUCCUAGUUCUUUUGCUAGAUGAAAAUGAGAACAUCUGAUGUAAAGGAAGCAAGUAGUGUCCAGCCUUUCUUCCCAAGCGAGGCUUUAAAGAAUUUGGGUGAAAUACUAAGGGCCUAUCCACACUGGCAUAUAAAUAUGAUAUAUAGCAUGCUGAGGACACAGUUUAGAUCAAAAGAAAUGACUGUGUCCACUUCUACUUAGAUCAAGCCAUCCUUCCCCUUUAAGAGCUGUCUCACUCCUUUCUGGCUCAGCAGUAGGGCACACACUCUUUCUGGCAUGCAGACAAUCAAAGGAAGUGCCUGGUUGUACUCCCCUGGUGGCUCUGAGGGCCCCAGCCAAUGCUGCUAUCACAAAGGGGUCUCUUUCCGGAGUGUUAUCCACCUCCUGGAGGCAGACUCCAUGGUAAUGUGCUACAAGUGGGUGAGAGAUUAAGCAAGAGCCAGUGACCUCUGCAUGUACCACAGGUUUGCUCCCUGUGCUCUGCCUUUCAGCUUCCUUUCCCCUUUCUCUUCAUCUUUUUUCUCUUUCCUCCUUUCUUUCACAGUUCUGCCUUUUUAAAAUUUCCCCUCCAGUCUGUCCGUCCUUCUCUCCUGGCAGUUUCACUUGCUGUUUUGAUUCUCUUUGCCUUCUUGUGGCUGCUCUUCCAUCUUCUCUCCUCCCAUCAAUUUCCAUUUCCUUCCCCAUCCAAAUACCAUCCUCUUUGUGUUCUUGAACAUCCUCUUUGCUCUCCCCAUCUUGCUUUUUUCUGUCCCAGACCCUUUAACCUCCCCAUUCCCCCCUUUCUUCCUCUUUUCUCUUCCCCUCCUUAUUUGACAGCUGAUUGGGCUGCAAGGAAUCAUUUGCUGUUCAGAAGGGAGGAGCAUGCAAAAUAGCACAUCGCUCCACACACCCCCAAACCUCAUCAGCCCUUUGUAGACUGAGCCAUCCCACACCCAAAACAGCCAGUCUGGGCAGCCCUAAGAGUACUUUCAUGCUAGCCCACUCAAUCAAUACAAAAUCAGAAAUGCUGUUGUAAGUCAUUUUUUACAAAGCAUCCAGACUGUUUCAUUGCUAGUCUUCUUUUAGUGGUUCACCUCUUUUAGUUUAUGGCAGAUUUUUCUGAUUGACCAACAUCAGCUCUUGUGGGAAAAAGGGAGGGGUCUGGCGACAAUGAUUCAUGCCUUAAUUUCUUCUCUUUUAGACUACUAUUACAUACUCUGCAUGAAGUCUUUUAUAAAUGAUUUUU
Pogona vitticeps (central bearded dragon) is the source of this 5040-nucleotide messenger RNA. It is a transcript of the gene BBOX1, whose product is annotated as gamma-butyrobetaine hydroxylase 1. Lineage: Eukaryota; Metazoa; Chordata; Lepidosauria; Squamata; Agamidae. Gene Ontology annotation, biological process: carnitine biosynthetic process. Gene Ontology annotation, molecular function: gamma-butyrobetaine dioxygenase activity; iron ion binding. Gene Ontology annotation, cellular component: mitochondrion. The record is from RefSeq and is a predicted model, not a curated record.